Molecule: messenger RNA, 1630 nt
Organism: Podarcis raffonei (Aeolian wall lizard)
Lineage: Eukaryota; Metazoa; Chordata; Lepidosauria; Squamata; Lacertidae
Gene: TUSC2
Product: tumor suppressor 2, mitochondrial calcium regulator
Exons: 3
Coding region: 143-475 (110 amino acids)
Biological process (GO): regulation of mitochondrial membrane potential; inflammatory response
Cellular component (GO): mitochondrion
Source: RefSeq, a predicted model, not a curated record
CCUGGAAGUUGCGUCGCCGGGAGAGGGGCGGAGCUUUCCGGUGCGAGGAAGGUGCCGUUGCCAGCAGCCUCCCCGGGAGGCACCGGCAGGCUCCUCUCCCUCCCUCCGCUCCCCUUUCCCGGCCAUGCGGCCGCUCUGAGCCAUGGGCGCCAGCGGCUCCAAGUCCCGGGGCCUCUGGCCCUUCGGCUCGGGCGGGCCGGGCGGCUCCGAGGGGCCGGGCGGAGACCAGGCUCUGGCCCGGGCGCGGGGACUCUGCUCGGCCACCCCCUUCGUCUUCACCCGCCGCGGCUCUAUGUAUUACGAUGAGGAUGGUGACCUUGCCCAUGAGUUUUAUGAGGAGACAAUAGUCACCAAAAAUGGGAGAAAGCGUGCCAAGCUGAAAAGAAUCCACAAGAACCUGAUACCUCAGGGCAUAGUGAAACUGGAGCACCCUCGGAUACAUGUGGACUUCCCUGUUAUCAUCUGUGAGGUCUGAGCCAUGGAGGGCAGUGUGAACUGUCAGUGUGUGCGAUCAAGGCACCUUACUUGCCCAGUUUUACUGUACCUCACGUAAACCAAGCUAGGCAGCCACGUCUCCCUUCAGAGUGAUGGAUCAAGAGCACAGACGCAUGGUUAGCUUUGAAGCUUGUCUGCUAGGAUGAGGCGGCAACGGCUACGGCACUGACGGCAUCAUGGGAUCUUAUAAUCAGGAAUAGCAUUGGCUAGGGAUGUGUGUUGGUAGGACCUGUGUCACGUGAGAUGUUUGGCCUUGUUUAGUGACCUGCUCAAAAAAAAUCCCCCUUGCUGAAUUGAGUAAAAUCCCUUUAUCAGCCUUAGGUGGCAACAGAUUCCAAGUGUCUUGAGACCACGGAGAACCGACCUGCACCUUUUUCUGACCAGGUGGCCUGCUUUCUGAGUUCUCCAUCAGUAUUCUUUAAAUGCUGACAACGAAGUUUCUGUUUAUAUGCUGUAUAUGAGAGUAAAGGUGAGCAGUAAGCGGCUUGUGCUUCUCCACCCCUUUCCUCAACGCAACAUAACUGAAUAACCUAAUGCUGUACUGUACUUGGAGGGGUGGAGGAUGAUAACAGAGCUGUACCUAACAGAGUUGUCUAAGGCAGGGUUCCCUAUUGAAACAGACUGAUGUGCAAGCCUUGCUCCCCCUCUCUCUAAUAUCUUCCUAGUGAGUUGCACUAUUUCCUUUGCAGGCAGUGUCUUUUUCAACUUCACUGCUUGGAAAAUUCCACUGACUUCUUCCUAUGCUGUGGCACAUCAGUAGAGGCUGUUGGCAGUGGCAGCAGCAUCUGAGCUUGCAGUUUUCCUGUGGAGCCUUACCAAACAGGCCACCUCUUAGAAGGCGUUUCUCGACAGGUUCUGGUUUCAUUCCAAAGUAGACUUCCUUCUUCUGAAUCUGCAUCUUGUGACUGGGUUGUAUUCAACUGGCUUUUACAUGGGAGUAUUCCCAUUAAAAUUAAUAGACCAUGGUGAAUUGGUCAUGGUAAUUAAUUUCAGUGGGUUUACUCUGAGUAAAAAGUGGAGAGUGCAAGGCAGAUUGCCAUUUCCCUCCCCACUCCAUUCUUACUACUGACAUCUCUCUCUCUCUCUCUCUCUCUCUCUCUCUCUCUCUCUCUCUCUCUCUCUCUUAAAACAGAAA